This is a messenger RNA of Lingula anatina, 768 nucleotides long. RefSeq names its product epoxide hydrolase 1. Gene Ontology annotation, molecular function: epoxide hydrolase activity. The record is from RefSeq and is a predicted model, not a curated record. Gene Ontology annotation, biological process: epoxide metabolic process. NCBI's taxonomy places the organism in Eukaryota, Metazoa, Brachiopoda, Lingulata, Lingulida, Lingulidae.
AUGGGCAACAUGUGCUCAGUUGAAGAAGAGUUCCAUUUUUCUGAAGAUAUGCCCCCGUUAUGCUCCAAUGUUGCAAACUGGCAAUGGCUAGCCAAUGGGGCUGAGAAGAUGAUGACUACACAAGAAAUAAUGAAGCGUGGAUUAUGUUGCUGUUGUCUUGUGAUCCCCAUUGCUGUUUCCAUAGUAAUCGCGCUUGUCUUGACGGGUUUCCUUGACGAUGACCCCAAUCCCCCAGAGAUUCAAGAUGGUUGGUGGGGAAAAGGUGAAAAGACAGAAGAUGACCUGUCCUUGAAGGGUAUCAAAAUAAUGGUGACAGAUAGCAUAAUUGAUGACUUAAAGGAGAGAUUGAGCAAGACGAGAUACUUUGACAGCUUGGAAGAUGCCAACUUCAAUUAUGGUUUUAGUGUGGACUAUAUGAAAGAGGUUGUAAAAUACUGGAGUGAGAAAUAUGACUGGAGAAAAGCAGAACUUGAACUGAAUGAAUAUAAACACUAUAAAACUCAGAUUGAAGGAAUAUUUAUUCACUUUGUACAUAUCAAACCUGAUGUCAAAGAGCAAGAUAUUGUUGUCCGCCCACUGUUGCUUGUUCAUGGAUGGCCAGGAUCAUUUUAUGAGUUUUACAAGAUGAUUCCACUUCUGACCAAACCUCAGAAUGGGCUUGUCUUCGAACUGGUGUUGCCAUCUAUUCCAGGAUAUGGUUUUUCUGAAGCAUCUCAUAAGCAGGGUGAGCAUGUCAAAUCUGUUACCAGAGGCAGAAAUUGCCAAUAA